AUGACAUCCUUGUCCCGUCGUACUUCAAAGACUAGCAUUGCUGAGCGAGAGGCGACACUGACAGCAGGACUUGCUGUUAUACUGCAUGAACAGCCGCGAGUUGCAGCCUUGCAGCAUGUUAUGUACGCCCUGGACGAUCUUGUAGACAUAUCUUGGCAGUGGAAUAUUGCUCGCGCAUGUGCUCUCGAAAGUCAUAAUAUGUGCAGUGACGACGGCGGUGCGCGUCGACUUGUUGCUCGACUGGUCGCUCGGUGGCCGCUGGAAGACAUGGACACGUUCUAUCGACAAGCUCAGCUUUCGGUUGGAUUGGUGAAUGCUGCUCAGCGUGGGAACACGAAGCUGGUGCGAUGGCUUCUGGGGAAUAUUGUAUCAGAGCGGUUUACCGUUGACAGUCGCAGUGGCAUCUUUAAGGCCGUCGAAGCUGCGGCGACUGUAGGACAUCUGAAUAUCCUGGAGCAAGUGCUGGUGUAUGAUAAGCGUGGUGUCUGCAUCAAGCCAGCAAUGGUCUCCGCGGCUCGCGGAAGCAAGCUGGAUGCUUUGAAGUGGCUACACAAGCGAUUGGUGCGCCCUGUAGAAUUGAGCGACUGUGCAGGUUCGCUGCUUGAAGCUGCUGCGGGAAGUGGAAACACCGAAAUCACGUCGUGGGUCGUAGACACAGUCGGAGCAGAUUCUGUGCGUCUGUCUGUGGCAAGCGCCGCCCAAAGUGCAAUUUCAAGAGGUCAUCUUGAAGUUAUCGAAUAUCUGGCUGGCGUCGUGUCUUCGAUAGAUGGACCGCUUUCUCUGGAUGAAGCGGCUGGAGAGGGGCACCUUCAGGCAGUGCGAUGGGGGUUUGAACACGGCGGUGCGUGUACGACGCAGGCAAUAGACGCAGCAGCGGGCCACGGUCAUCUUGAGAUUGUGCAAUGGCUGCACAGAUAUCGCACUGAUGGAUGCUUAACACUGGCCUUCGACAACGCAGCAAGUCACAGUCACAUGGACGUCAUUCAGUGGUUACAUGAGAACCGGGGUGAGGGCUGUACAACUAAGGCAAUGGAUGGAGCAGCGAGCAACGGUCAACUCGAUGUAGUGAAAUGGCUCCACAAAAACCGACGAGAGGGUUGCACCGCUGCCGCUAUGAACGGAGCUGCUCGAGGUAACCAUCUUGAUGUACUUCAGUGGCUAUAUGACCAUCGUACCGAGGGCUGCACCCAAGACGCACUUAUUGCUCAUUGCUCUGAUACUUGCAGCUUUUCUCGCUCUGCACUGGAGAACGCGGCCUCCAACGGUCACUUAGACGCGGUAGAGUGCCUUUACGAACAAUGUACUAGAAAUUGUGAGUCCGAAGGGAUCGCUUCUGACGCAAUGGAUCGUGCUGCGAGUGGUGGGCAUUUAGACGUGGUGAAGUGGUUUCAUCACCGUCUUCCAGAGUUUGGGAGCUGUACGGCUGCAGCUCUAAAUGGUGCUGCAGCAAACGGCCACUUGCAAAUGGUGAAAUGGCUGCAUGCGAAUCGCCGUGAAGGAGGCACGUUCCGAGCAAUGGAUGGAGCAGCAGCUGGAGGGCACUUGGAGGUGAUGAUGUUCUUGUACUCUCACCGUUCAGACGGCUGUACAUCGGACGCAGUUGUGAACGCUGCCAUCAAUGAGCAUGUGGAGGUUGUGCAGUGGCUUCUUCAUCAUUAUCCGCAGCAAGUCCGCCAUGAAAAAGUCCGCAAGCUCGCAGCAAGAUUAACCACGCACUGGUCCAUCAGGCUAACCGGAUCAUUCCCGUGUACUGAGCUUACAGGUACAGAAUAA
Molecule: messenger RNA, 1773 nt
Organism: Phytophthora infestans T30-4
Lineage: Eukaryota; Oomycota; Peronosporomycetes; Peronosporales; Peronosporaceae
Exons: 2
Coding region: 1-1773 (590 amino acids)
Molecular function (GO): protein binding
Source: RefSeq, a predicted model, not a curated record